Centruroides sculpturatus (bark scorpion) is the source of this 660-nucleotide messenger RNA. Its product is annotated as neurotrophin 1-like. The coding region runs from base 1 to 660 and encodes 219 amino acids. The record is from RefSeq and is a predicted model, not a curated record. Gene Ontology annotation, biological process: central nervous system formation; regulation of Toll signaling pathway; innate immune response. NCBI's taxonomy places the organism in Eukaryota, Metazoa, Arthropoda, Arachnida, Scorpiones, Buthidae. Gene Ontology annotation, cellular component: extracellular region. Gene Ontology annotation, molecular function: growth factor activity; Toll binding. The transcript is spliced from 4 exons.
AUGCUAAAGCUGGUAAUCCUUUCCAUUUGCUUAUACUUUAACUACGCUUCUCAUCCAUACAACAAUUACAAUCGAGGAGGAAGAUAUAGAUACAAAGAUGCGGAGGAGCAAAGACCUUAUCCACCUCAAGGAUACGGAUAUAGACAACCAAAUUAUCAAUCUCCUUAUUAUCCAAAGGAACCAGCAUGUGCUAAAAAUACAACAGCAACUUAUUGCUUAGAAGAUAGCGAAUAUCCCGGGUAUGAAAUUCAGAAUGCGAUUUAUAAAUAUUAUCAAGAAUUUCAACCACUUUAUGCGGAAGUUACUCAGAAUACUGGAAAUUCGGUGGAUAACUUGAAAAGUUUAGAAGAAGAGACGUAUCUUUGCCCCUCUACAACAUUAUACGCUCGACCUCUGAGAGCUAAAGAUGUAGAUGGUAAAUGGAAAAUCAUUGUUAACGUUGAGAAAUAUUAUCAAACUACAAGGAUUGAGAGUUGUAUGAAAGCCAAUGACCCUUGCCCACUUGUACCAACUUGUUAUAGUUCUUCUUGUGUGCAAAAAUCGAUUUAUCAUCGUUUCGUCAUAUAUGAUCCUUACGAUUAUUAUGGAAACCCCUUUAGGAUCGAUAUCUUCCGCUUAGAUGCAUCCUGCUCUUGUUACGUUGGUGCUUAUACUUGGUAA